Molecule: messenger RNA, 567 nt
Organism: Zasmidium cellare ATCC 36951
Lineage: Eukaryota; Fungi; Ascomycota; Dothideomycetes; Mycosphaerellales; Mycosphaerellaceae
Exons: 1
Coding region: 1-567 (188 amino acids)
Source: RefSeq, a predicted model, not a curated record
AUGCCCCAACCCCUCGACCCUCAAAUGCACCACAACCUCCUCCCUCCCCCCACAACUCCACCCAUACCGCGUGACAUUCCCGCCCUCCAGAACUUGCGUCGAAGGCGUCUCCACCCCGCGCAAACCCCCUGGCCCCGUGGCGGAGGACGAGCAGUUGUUCAAGAGGGCCAUUUGGGACAUCCAGGCUGGGAGGGGGAUGCUGUUUGUGUUGGAGCCGUUGUACGCGAUGAUGCGGUCGGAUGUGCCGUGGAUUUCCAUGUACGGGACAUUUCCUCCCCCGGUGCAGGCUUCGCCAAACAAAGGCUCCGUGAGCUCAUCAUCAGGAUAAUACGCCCCCGCGACGCCCGCGAGCGCCGCGAAGCGGUUCCCGAGGCUUUCGUUGCAAGCCAGCAAGCCCGUGAGCCCGCCGCCGUUGGAGAAGCCCGCGGCGUAGAUGAGGGCGGUGUCGAUGCAGAAGGUGUCCUCGAGGGCGUCGAGGAGGUCGGACGUGAAUUGUUGGUCGUUGAUCGUGGUGGAGGGGGACCGGCGGGGUCGCCGAGGAAUUGGUUUUGGUGGCCGGCGGGGUAG